CCCACCUUCCCUGUUCCCAGUUCCCUCUCCAUUUUCUUCCCAUCAGAAAACGGGUUGGAAGAAACCUCUCAGGCUCUCACAUCUGGAAUUAAAACCCUUCAAAGGUUUCCUCCAGUCCCUCAAAUUUGAAGCAUGCCCUGGUUCUUGGAUUGAAGGUUUCAUCUCAAAUACAGUUCAUUGCAAUUAAGAGGCCAUGUCAGUGAAAAUGGAGGAAGAUGUUGACUUCUCAACCCUGAAGUCUCAGCUUAGUGAAACAAGCAUCAUCUGGAAACAGGAGAUGGAGCGACAUCAAUCUCAGGUGGAUGCAUUGCAAGCAAAACUUGUGGAGGUAAAGGCUUCUAUCCAAGACUCUGGAGAAGAUGCAAAGAAAGAAUUAGAAGUUCUUUGGAGAAGGGUAAAAACUACUGCAACAUUGCUUACAUACUUGAAAUCAAAGGCUAGAAUAAUGGCAGUUCCGCAUUUAGCCCAUACUUCAUGUGGGAUAAGACAUCAAGAGGGGGUGGGGCUUGUUGACAAAAAUGGCACGCCAUUAUGUGAUUGGUCAAGGGAUGUUGAUCUUUCUUCCUUUAGCUGCACAGAUGAAGAAACAUGGAUGAGAAUUGGCAACAAACAAGGAUCAUUUGAUGAACAUGAUGGAACUUAUAUUGGUGAAAUACUUAAGUGUGUUCGCAUGGUAACAGAUGUCAUGGAAGCCCUGGUUAAAAGGGUUAUUAUGGCAGAAACUGAAACAGCUAUUGAGAAGGAAAAGGUGACUUUAGGUCAGGAAGAGAUUAAAAAGAAGGCACUUCAGAUUGAAAGCAUGUCAGCAAAAGUUGAAGAGAUGGAAAGAUUUGCACUGGGUACAAACUGCAUUUUGAAUGAGAUGAGACAGAAGGUGGAAGAUAUGGUGCAAGAAACAUCUAGACAAAGGCAACGAGCUGCAGAAAAUGAGCAGGAGCUUUGUCGUGUGAAGCAGGACUUUGAAUCCUUAAAAUCUUAUGUCAGUAGUCUUAUCAGUGUAAGAGAAACACUUCUUUCAUCGGAGAAGCAAUUUCAAACAAUUGAGAGGCUUUUUGAGAGGCUGGUUGCCAAGACAAAUCACUUGGAGGGUGAAAAGAUGCGGAAAGAGGCCGAAGUCCAAAAAUUGAUGGAGGAGAAUGUUAGGCUAAGUGCUCUUCUUGACAAGAAAGAGGCCCAACUGUUGGCCAUGAAUGAACAGUGCAAGGUAAUGGCACUGAAUGCUUCGUCUAGUUCCUAGCCUAAUUCCUUUACCUACCGUUGAUCUUUGGCUUGGGGGGGUGUUUCACAAAACACCAUUUGCAAAUCCACCAGAGUGAGAGUGAGAAAUCUUUUAGAUUGCAACCCAUGUUUAGGCUCAUCAUUAAGAGAAAAAUUGUAAUAUUUGUAAAAGUUCAGUUCCAUUGUGUUAUUCUCUAAUGUACUCUUGUCUCUUGAUCUGAAGUUACAAAAUUCCAGGCAUUGCUGCAUGCGUGUAGUGUAUUCAACAAACAUAAAAUCUUUUGUC
This is a messenger RNA of Nelumbo nucifera (sacred lotus), 1504 nucleotides long. RefSeq names its product polyamine-modulated factor 1-binding protein. Gene Ontology annotation, biological process: response to red or far red light; negative gravitropism. The record is from RefSeq and is a predicted model, not a curated record. NCBI's taxonomy places the organism in Eukaryota, Viridiplantae, Streptophyta, Magnoliopsida, Proteales, Nelumbonaceae.